Trichoplax adhaerens is the source of this 2193-nucleotide messenger RNA. RefSeq lists its product as uncharacterized. Gene Ontology annotation, cellular component: membrane; G protein-coupled receptor heterodimeric complex. The record is from RefSeq and is a predicted model, not a curated record. Bases 1 to 2193 code for a protein of 730 amino acids. Gene Ontology annotation, biological process: gamma-aminobutyric acid signaling pathway; G protein-coupled receptor signaling pathway. Gene Ontology annotation, molecular function: G protein-coupled GABA receptor activity. Lineage: Eukaryota; Metazoa; Placozoa; Uniplacotomia; Trichoplacea; Trichoplacidae. The transcript is spliced from 14 exons.
AUGAUAAUUUAUCUGCUUUCUAAAUUUGUGUUACUGGCCGCAAUACCGAUAGCAGCUUUAUGCGCUAAGAACAAAGUGCUCCAUUUGGGAGGCUUUAUACCAAUGGAUGUUUCUUUGUCAGGUGGUUGGUCAGCUAGUGGUAUCUUACCUGCCCUACAAAUGGGAUUUUUCGACAUUAAUCAGCGCCGAGAUAUUUUGCCUGAUUACCAAUUAAACGCCACUUGGGGUGAUACUCACUGUCUGGCUGGUGCUGCUACUAAAUUAUUCGUUAAAACUAUAACAAAUCCUGUCACCAAAAUUCUUCUCGUUGGCGAUGGCUGUUCAAGCUCAACUCAACCGAUUGCAGAAGUUAUACCAUUCUAUAACUUGGUUAUGAUAUCAUAUAGUGCGGGCUCACCAUCUCUAAGUGAUCGCAAACGCUAUAAAACAUUAUUUAGAAUGACGCCAUCUGAUUUCAACUAUAAUCGUCCGCGUGUAGCCAUUAUGAAAUAUUUUAAUUGGUCUCGAAUUGCAACGAUUUAUCAGAGCGAAAGAUCCAAUACAUUUUCCUUAACAGCAGAAAAUGUUAUCAAUAUUAUUAAAACACAAAUCAAAAACUACGAAAUCGUCACAACCGAAAGUGUCCGACGUGAUCCGAAGAUUCAAAUUGAAAACCUACAGAGAAAAGACGCAAGAAUUAUAGUUUUGGACAUGUUUGCCUCGGAAGCUAGACUGACGUUUUGUUGGGCUAUUCGACUUAAUUUUACUGGUAAAAAUACUCAACGGGUUUGGUUUAUAUCGGGAUUUUAUGCUGAUUACUGGUGGAAAAUUAAUGAUACAGAUUGUACAGUUCAAGAAUUGGAAAAAGCUUUAGAAGGAGUUAUUAUAACAGAUAUUAUUAAUGUAAGGACUGAUGAAAUACAAACAAUCUCGGGCAUGACUGUCCAAGAUUAUCAAGAACGACUUAAAUUAUGGCCUACGUAUAAAAGUUAUCAUUAUAAUCGAUACCAUCCUUAUGGUUAUGACACCACAUGGGCUAUUGCACUGGCUCUUAAUAGAACAGCGACAAAAUUAGCUAAUUGGCCAAAAGCAGACAAUCUAACAUUGGAAAAUUUUACUUAUCGUCAUGGAAAGUUAAUAAAAGAUAUCAUUAUGGAAUCAUUUUAUGAAUUGAACUUCGAGGGCGUCACCGGAUCGGUGAGAUUUACGGAUACUGGCGAUCGGGCAGGAACUGUGAUUAUUCAGCAAUGGAGAAAUGGGUCAAAAAUCCCUGUUGCUAUUUACGAUAAUAGCAAAAAUACUUUACGGUGGAUUGAUGAAUUUCAAUGGAAAGGCGAUGUGAUACCUAGUGAUGGCUCAAAUAGAAUUCUUAUAGUGAACUAUAAGCAAAUUCCAUCUACUAGUACAAUAGCAAUAGUCGUUAUAUCAGCAAUCGGAAUUGCUAUAAGUUUUGCUUUUGCACUAUGGAACCAUAAAUAUCGCAAAGCUCCCCUAUUUGAAAUGAAUAAAAAUUUAAUCAAGACCGGCGUCACUGGUAGAAUAUUAUGCGAGAUGUGGAAAUGGUUUAUACCAUUAGGCUUUACUACAGCUUAUACCGCAUUGAUUUCCAAAACUUUCAGGAUUUAUAUCGUCUAUACCAGUGUUCAAUCAAAACCAAGACGCAAGAAAUUGCUGGAUAGGAGUUUAAUUAAAUUGAUUAUGAUCUUGCUUUUAAUCGAUGUAAUUUACCUUGGCUUAUGGUCUAUUCUUGAGCCUCUUCAGCUUCAAGAAAAAACUGUUAAGAUCGAAGUUACUCAUGUCGAUAAUGCUGAUGUAAGACAAGAGACUAAAGAUUUUAAAUGUCAUUCAAAAAACUUAACUUACUGGAUACUGAUCCUAUCUACUGAAAAAGCAUUACUAUUAAUCAUUGGCAUGUUGUUAGCCUAUUCAACGCGCAAUGUCGAAGUGAAAGAAUUAAACGAUUCUAAAUUAUUAACUGUAAUUAAUUAUAAUUUUAUGAUGGCCUUAAUUAUCACUGGCCCUUUAAGAUCAGUUCUAAGCGCUAUGCCAGGCGAAACUUAUUUUCUCUUAGAUACAAUCUUUAUUUGGUUUAGCGUAACCAUCAUGUUAUCGCUAUUAUUUUUUACACAAUUUUAUCGAAUGAUGAGAAGAUUCGGUAAAAUUAGUGAAAGUGCGUUGCCAGGAACUCGGUCAAUAAGCCAUGCUCUGGAUUAA